Molecule: messenger RNA, 619 nt
Organism: Morus notabilis
Lineage: Eukaryota; Viridiplantae; Streptophyta; Magnoliopsida; Rosales; Moraceae
Product: PRA1 family protein G2
Exons: 1
Coding region: 44-616 (190 amino acids)
Biological process (GO): vesicle-mediated transport
Cellular component (GO): Golgi apparatus; endoplasmic reticulum
Source: RefSeq, a predicted model, not a curated record
UCCUUUAAUUUGGUUCUAAUUUCAUUACAAGAAGAAGAAGAAGAUGAGAUCAGGUGAAGAUCGUAACCAAUCCCAAUACACCACUAUUCCCAUCUCCCCGGCUGACGUCAUCUCAAGAUCCCUCCACAACCUCUCUGCCGCCGCCGCCCUCCGCCGUAUCUGGCCGGAAUUCCUCGGCGCCGGCGGUGGCGCCGUCGACCGCCCCCACUCCCUCUCUGACGCCCUCGACCGACUCCGCAAGAACUUCAGGCGGUUCCGCGUCAAUUACGCCUACAUCACGGCGGUCGGUGGCGCCGUCUCCCUCAUCGGCGCCCCCGUGGCGCUCUUGGCAGCGGUGGGCGUGGUGGCCUUGUGGCUGGUGCUGUACUUCUUUAGAGAAGAUCCUCUGGUAGUGUCGGGCUACCACAUAAGCGAUCGGGCACUGCUGCUCGGUCUCGUCCUCGUAACCAUCGCCACCGCUUGGUUCUCCAGCAUUGGCCGGAAUUUGGUGAUCGGUACUGGGGUCGGGGUGGCGGUCUGCGGCCUUCACGGGGUUUUGAUGAAUCCCGAGGGCUUCUAUCUCAAUGAGAAUGAAGCCACGUCGGCCAAUCUCAUCCAACCGAAUGCCGCAUCAUAAAUA